Amoebophrya sp. A120 is the source of this 2661-nucleotide messenger RNA. Lineage: Eukaryota; Dinophyceae; Syndiniales; Amoebophryaceae. The record is from the annotation of a GenBank genome assembly.
GGAGUACACGAAGUUCUUGCGCCGGGAUCUCAUUUUUAUUUUUUGUAGAGCUGGAGUACUUGUCUUCCGCAGUCGCAUUUCGGUAAGUCAAGGUCUUGUACAGUCGUGAAGUCGAGCGAGGUGGAAUUGGUUUAGCACACAUUCGAAAUGAUCCUUCGGAGUAAAAACGGGCAUGAAGAUCUCUGCGAGGAACAUCAAACGUUUUAAUUGCUCGUGGAAAAAGGGACAAAGGCGUUCCUCGCUUCUCCAAAGAUGGUUCAUCUUUCUGCGCGUCGCGCAGUUUCUGGUGCGCAGCACCUUCGGCGCAAUGAGCGGGGCCGGGCGAGAAGAGGAUCAUCGGGGGGUGGAGGGGGCACGACAGCAUGGUGUGAAGAAAACAAAACCGUUGUUCCGCACUCCGACCCCCUGUCUCCGCACCGGAUCCGGCGACCUAGAGUACGGCAUUAACCCGUUGGAAAGCGCGCUUGAUGGGUCGAGAGUGUUCAAACACCACGAAAUUUUCUGCCACUUUCCCCCCUUCGUCGCGCCAGCGAACCGCACUAUUCUGUACGAGUUCAGCGGCCUCAAGGUCCCCGUCCGCUUCGACUGCGCGAACCAGCGGCAGUGGCACGUCUGGGGCACGUUCGAUUUGGGCGUGAAGGCGUAUAGAACCUCUGAUGGGGUGUUGCUCACGGAGCAGCAAGCGCGGAGCCGGCACUUUGAGAACUUCCGGGACGUGCCCGGGUUGACCAACAUGUUUGCUUCCGGGGACAGCACUACAAGCAGUCUCACGUUCGCCGAGAUGUUCCCCCCCUACACCUACUACGCGCAGAGCAUGGACCGGCGGUACCAGUGUCACGUGCACGCGGCCAUGCUCCAGGCGUUCAUGCCAGUCUACCAAGUGCCGCUGCCGGUGAUGGACGAGGAGUACGACGAGCAUGUGCAGGUGUACCAAAGCGUCUGGGAAUACUGGAAGUCGCAUGCGGACGGGAUCAUAAGAACGACCAAGGUGUGGAACUACAAGAACGGGAGGUUUAGACGUGGGAAAGAUGUUGAAUCAAAAUCUCUUCAAAAUCCUAAACCUGUACCUGCUUCUUCAGCCUCCACUGCGGCCGCGAAGCCAGUCCCCCACCGUCCCUUCGUCUUCGUCGAGGCUGGCGGGCGCUGGGGCACGUGGGGGUUCCGCGCGUUGCAGGCCUUGCGGCAAUUUGCGCUGACUCAGGACGAUCAGGCCCCCGCCGGUGGCGGUGGCUGGACCACAGACGAGAGAACAAGAAGCGAAGCAGUUGUUCCUGCAAAUAAAAUUCCAUACCACAUAACGGAUAAAAACGCGUUUCUUCAUUUCUUCGAGAUGAACCCGAUUUUCUGCGACGGGAUCCGGGAGAUGGCGAGAGUGAACCACUUCCCACUGUCCACCCACAGGCUCCGCAUCUACUGCCGCCCCUUCAAUCUGGAGUUGUUUGGCUCGAUUCUGGCGGAUCGGCGGCAUACGCCGGUCAUCGACGUUCUGGACAUGGAUAUUCAGGGCGGGGAGUCCAUCCUCUCGGAUGUGGACAAAACGUACCCCCUGUUGUGGGACCUGAUGUGCACAAAGGUGAAAAAAGUCAUCAUCGGGACGCACAACAAAUUCACACACGAGGCAAUCGUCGAAACCUUCCUCGGGCGGAAGCGGAAAAGUUAUGAAGUGGGUGCACCAGCAGCUCCUGUGUGGGAGUUGGUCGCCGAGAUGCCGCACCGCCACGCCGUGCAAGCAAACAUAUGGAUUGCAAAAAUGUCUGGGUCUGGAAGAUUAGAACUUGUCAUGCUAAAACCAAAUCAUGGAAAAAUCUGUGUUGCAUGACUGCCAAAAGCUGUCCUCUUUCGACCAAGUUGGGAGGGGGUUUCUCAUGCAGGAUAGGCAUGACAGAGACCUCACAGACUCUGUCAUGCUAGGUCCUGCAUUCCAAACCUCGUGGGGCAUGGAAGAUAUGCAUGAGAAGUUUGCAUUCUUCCAGACCCAGCCAUAUCUGCAUUUGAUAAAACAGCACGUUCAGCAACUGGAACUUCACGAUGGUGGCAAAAGCGAUGGUACCAAAAUGAAAAAUCCCCCCUCCCCAUAUCGAAAGGGAAGUCUGUGAUGCUGUAUUUGCGUACACAAAUCAGCUUUGUCUUGCAGUAGAGCACCCCAGGCAGAUACAAAGCCCGGAAAGGGGUGGCUUGAGGUAGGCACUUAGCAUGGCAGACGUCUGCCCCAUUGGCGCAUCAGCAUUACAAAUCUCCUGCGAAAUGCGGCGGAAGCUCUGGCUUUGCUCUCUUGCAAGACAAACUCGAUUUGUGACCACAAACCAGCAGCGCAAAUUUUCGAAAGUACGCCUUUUCGAUAUGGGGAGGGGGGAUUUUUCCUUACGAUAGAUGGCGAGGGAACGACGUCGUAAUACGGGCAGUUAUAUCGCUGGUGGUGAAACAGAAACAAGUCGUGAGGAUGAGGAACAAUUUGGCAUGAUCGCGAAUCAGGAUGGAGAACUAGUUUUCAGGAACUUAAACCUCAUCGGGAAGUGAGACGAGCACGAGAAAUAAAACGAAAGGUGCAAUAAAGCAUGGGACUGCCACUGUGCGGGCAAAGAAUUCAUCAUCUGCAGAACAGGUCUAAGCUUCUACUUCGCAAGGAACUCCGGCUAAUAUUCCGCUCAUGGAUGAUCUGAU